CGUCCCCGCGAACAAAGCGCGAGAGGGGCCCGCCGGCCCCCGGGGACAAAGCCGGCGGCUCCCUGCGAGCCGCGCACCUGCCUUCCCUCCCGGGCAGCCUGCGCUGGCAGCGCCUGCCUCGGCAGAUGUAAUUGCUGGACCGAGAGCAAGGGCGCUGCAGAUGGGCUGAGCUCGCUUGCUCACUCGCAGCGGGGCUUGCUAAAUUAUUUUCAUUUUGCCUGGAGCUCCCUGUUUGCCCUGCCGGUGUUUUGUUUCCUUGCUGGUUCAGGCUCUGGUUUUGAGCGGCUUGCGACCCUUAUGGGGAGCUGUACAGUUGUAAUCGGUAUUUUUAUGUGAACGAAGAGCAGUCAAACAAUACUCCCGCAGCAGUUUGAAGUAAAAUUCGGGAGUUCUUAAGGCGCGGUGUUGAAGCUGACACAAUGCAGAAAACAUUUGUGCUGCUUGUAGAGCCUUACCUCACUCAACAAAAUGAGAGUCAUGACAGCGCUGGAUGUGAGCUGCUGCUGUAGCGUUUGCUCUACUAAAAGAAAAAAAGCCAACAAAAAUCUACCCACCAAAACCCCACCCCCUCCUAUCCCAACCGAAAAUUACAAACUCCUCUCCUGUGUUCAGUGCCUACCCCCUCAUCACUCCCUCUUCCCCUCCCCCCAAAUAAGCCAAAUGCAUGAUAAGGUAGAGGAAAACUGUGUGAGUAGUACAGUUGUGUGACUGGUUGUAUGAAACUGCUGUCCAGAAUUGCAGCUGAAAAUGCUGAGAUCUACAACAAGAAACUACUGAAUUCAUGCCUCCUGUGUAUCCCCUGCUCCAGUCCUACAAAUAUUACUAAAUUCAUAGUGUGUUCAGGCUUCUGGAGUAACAGUGAACGAUGAAGUCAUAAAGGUUUUUAAUGACAUGAAAGUAAGGAAAUCUUCAACCCCAGAAGAGAUUAAAAAAAGAAAGAAAGCUGUUCUCUUCUGCUUAAGUGAUGACAAAAAACAAAUAAUUGUAGAGGAGGCAAAGCAGAUAUUGGUUGGUGACAUUGGUGAUACUGUGGAGGACCCCUACACAGCCUUUGUGAAGUUGCUACCUUUGAAUGAUUGCCGAUACGCUUUGUAUGAUGCCACAUAUGAGACAAAGGAAUCUAAGAAAGAAGACCUGGUAUUUAUAUUCUGGGCUCCUGAAAGUGCACCUUUAAAAAGCAAGAUGAUCUACGCAAGCUCUAAAGAUGCCAUUAAAAAGAAAUUUACAGGUAUUAAACAUGAGUGGCAAGUAAAUGGUUUGGAUGAUAUUAAGGACCGUUCAACACUUGGAGAGAAAUUGGGAGGCAACGUGGUAGUUUCACUUGAAGGAAAACCCUUAUAAAAAGACAGACAAGUGCCAUCUGGAUCUAAGGAGCUUCCAUUUCUGCAGCUCGUUCAAUUGGAAUAGUAUUAGUCUCCCCAUCCCCUCCCCUCCUCAAAAAAUAAGUCCCUUCCCCACUGCCCUGAAGGAGAUGUCAUUGUUAAGCAGUCUACCAGUGAUUGCCAUUAGACUGUUUAAUCCUGGUAGUUGUAUGUAGGAUUCAAGGAAUGCUUUCACGUCAUACUCUUGGCCAAAACUGACGUUGCAGGCAUUCCUUGCAACAUGUUCAAUGAAUGUGAUAGUUAAUGUAAAUAGUCUAGCAGACAGCAAAGGGUAAGCUAAUCGAAUGCCUUGAAAGUAUUGUCCACUGGUCGGAUGGUAGACUCUCUACAGUAUUACUUACAGUUGCACUUGAUUGCAGUUCCAUGAGGCUCUUGUGCAUUCAUACACCUCACCUGCCUUGACAAGCCUAUUUUUGUGACAUGGCAGCACACAACACUAUGCAUUUAAAGCACUUUUUUGUAAUAUGUUUGACCUGCCCCCCGCCCCCCAAGGAAUGCCAAUUAAGUUGCUGUAACUGUGUCAUCAAAUUAUUGUAGUACCUCAGUUUCAUUCCUGUUACAUGCAUAUCUUUAUAAAUGAAGUAGCUGUUACGAUGCCUUUCGUUUUCCAUUGAAUGUACACUACUGAACAGGAGUAGAAGUUAUCUGUUUACCAUGUGAGUCUUGAAACACUAAAGUUUUGUAAAACAUCAGUCAUGGUGGCAAUUUCUGUAUUAAAAAGAGCCUUAAAUGGAACCUUGUUCUUUGAGAUCAAAAAUGGCCACGUUGCAAUAAAACUUGUGGCUUAUUACAGAACGUUGCCUUGUUUUCAUUGGAAAAUAAUAGUUUUUAAGUGUUUAAGCAUAUUUCAAAUAACUUCUGUGGAAAGUAUUGUAAAGGUAAACAAUCAUUAAUCUCAUCUUGAAUAAUGCAAGUUUUUAAUACUGACUUAGGCACUGCUUUACAAUACUUUGUGGCUCUGUUCUGGCCGUUGAAUAAAGGACCUGCUCCUAGUUUACCAUAAAGUAAAGAAGCUACCACUACUGGAGACCAUUAGUUCCAUGAAACACUUAUGUCAGAAACUUAAAAAAUACAAAGUAAUUAACCAUGCAGUGUGUUUUGUACCUGAAUGUUCUUAAAGUUCUACAUGGCAGAGUAAAACCUUGCACGAGUUUUUACAGCUUGCUGUGUUUCUGGGUAAGAUGAUGUGUAAUAACAGUUACAUGCAGAGUAGGAAGCGGGGAAAUAAUUUUUAUUUCUUGAGUGUUACGGUUAGACCGACUCAGUACAAGAAUAAGCCUAAAUGAACUGUUCUACUUGUUAGUUUCUAUGUAAAUAGAACUGGAAAGUGUUUGCCACUACUGAGGCUUGCAUAGGGGACGUGUUUUGGCUGGGAGCCAAAUAAUGCUCUCCUUAUAGAGAAUUUGAUCUGCUCUGUGUGAGCAAUCCUCCGUUAGCCAGAGCUAUUUAUGGCAAACACAUGCUUUUGUAUCUUGUCAUCGUUAUCCACAAAUGGCAAAACUGGACAUGAUUCUCCUGGUAUGCAUAAAGGAGCGCUGUUAGGCAGCCACUGGCAGCUGAACUGUACAUGCUGCUAGAAGGAAUGCUCUUUUAUCAUUACCUUAUUUUAAAAAGUUGGUAGAGUAGAACUGUGGAGCUUUUAAAUGCAGGCUCUUUAUGUUCAGUCCAUAGCCCUUUUUCAACAAAGAAGCAGAUAAUAAUCCAAAUACUUUCUGUCUUUUUUUCCCCCCCGCAAUAGUUUAAGUAACCUAGUGGUACUGUGUUUAGGCUCUCUUGUCCUGUAGAACUUUAAGACUUUAUUUCAGGCUUCUGGCUAUCCCUAUGACUUGCACACUUCAUUGUGUUUGCUGUUCUAUGUAGACUAAACUUUACUAGAAUUUAAGUAAAAAGGCAUGAUGACCACUGACUUACUAAGUGUAUUAAUGAGUCUUGGUUUUGUUCUACAAAACUCUCCUUUCAGGUACCUUUUAAGAUUGCAAAAUAACUGAUGGUAUGCAUGUUGUCUAGAUGAAAAAAAAAAAAACCCACAACUUUUUAUUCCUCAAAAUAGUCCAUUUCUGAUCAUUCACGUUGUAUGCAAAGCCCAGUUUAAUGUAAAGAUCUUUGUGCUUUAUGUUUAACUUGAGCUCAGUACAGUAAAAUGAAAUUAUCUUUUAACUGCAUUUUCACAAGGAAUAAAUUGUUUCUUUAGAAAAAGCCAAAAUGGAAAAUGUUAAAUUUUAAUAAACCAUUUGAAUUUUCAUUUUAGACAGUAAACUUUUUUUAAGGAGUACCGUGUUUAAAUUUAUUGUUUGUCUUUGCUGCAGUCCGGAAAAAUAUCUGUGGCUUCUUAGUUGAAUAUUAUGAGGUUUUUUUUUUUUUUUUUAAACUAGCUUAGGUGUAUAUUCACUCAGUCUGACUAGCUAUGAAAUUGAAGCACAAACUGUCUUUAUGUAAGAUUCCUACCAAAUUAAAGUUUUGGAUCCAAAAGGAUCAAGCCUUCAGUUUGUUCUUGAAAUGAAUGACUGACUGACUGAUGUGAGGUCCAAUUCAGAUGGCUCGAUUUUAAAAAAAACAAAAACAAAAAAACAAAAACCAAUAAAGUGCUACAGAACUGUUACUGUUUGAAUUAUAAAACAAAUGAGAGACAGCUGGCAUCUGUUCCAAAAUGGUUUGUCAGCUGUUGUUUUCUGUCAUUAUGCAAAAUGGUGAGGGCCUCAUUGUGAUCAAGAAGUGGAGGAAAAUCCUCUCAAGUUGAAUAUCUUCUGUGUAUCUCUGUGUAGACGUGACUUUUGGAUAUCUUGGCCUCAGUUAUUUUAUUGAUAAAGAAAUGUUAAAUAAAUUUUUCAUGAGAGUAGCUUGUGCAGAGAUGGCAUUUUUUUUCUAAAAAAUUUCAAAGCCAGCAAUUUUGUUUGAUUUGGUAAAUCCUGGAAGAGGUAUAGAUAGAUGGGUUUGAUUUCUCUGAAAAGGGAACUCAAUCCAAAACUAGAGUAUGUAAGUGAGGUUUAUGCUUGUGGCGAUUUUAGAAGUGCAAAGCUUAAGUUUAUAUGGACUUGAGUGUAAAAAUCGCUCCUAGUCAGAUCAUGAAGCGGAGUUUGAGUAUGCUCUGUUAAACCCAAAGUGUUUCGCUAAGUGGAAGACUUUCCCUUCUCUACCCUUCCCUCAAAACAAGUGAUGGAAUACAGUGAUUGCCACAAUUUGAUAAUAAGCUUUACUCUCUUAUGCCAAUUCCAGUAUAAACCAAAUUUUCAUGUCUGCCUAUUUUUUAUAAACUUCUGUAAGUCCCCUUUAGUUUGUGGUGGCGAGUUAAUGAUUGUAGAGUGAAAACACGGCACUAAUGGUGGAUCAGAGAUCAUCAAUGUAGCACCUGUCUAUUGAACUUCUUUGAAAUAUUUCUGAUUUUGAAAACCUGGUAUAAAUAAAAUUAAUUUAAAUGUC
Molecule: messenger RNA, 4799 nt
Organism: Passer domesticus (house sparrow)
Lineage: Eukaryota; Metazoa; Chordata; Aves; Passeriformes; Passeridae
Gene: CFL2
Product: cofilin 2
Exons: 4
Coding region: 892-1341 (149 amino acids)
Biological process (GO): actin filament fragmentation; actin filament severing
Cellular component (GO): actin cortical patch; actin cytoskeleton; cytoplasm
Molecular function (GO): actin filament binding
Source: RefSeq, a predicted model, not a curated record